Nematolebias whitei (Rio pearlfish) is the source of this 2499-nucleotide messenger RNA. It is a transcript of the gene fes, whose product is annotated as FES proto-oncogene, tyrosine kinase. Gene Ontology annotation, biological process: regulation of mast cell degranulation; chemotaxis; peptidyl-tyrosine phosphorylation. The transcript has 18 exons. The record is from RefSeq and is a predicted model, not a curated record. Bases 1 to 2499 code for a protein of 832 amino acids. NCBI's taxonomy places the organism in Eukaryota, Metazoa, Chordata, Actinopteri, Cyprinodontiformes, Rivulidae. Gene Ontology annotation, molecular function: ATP binding; non-membrane spanning protein tyrosine kinase activity.
AUGGGAUUUGGGGAGGAUUUUCGGUGUCCACAGGCGCAUGCAGCCGUCCUGAGGCUGCUGGACUCAGAGCUUCAUCUGAUGGAGGUCAUGAAGAAGUGGAUGGGUCAGAGGGCCAAGAGCGAGCGGGAGUUUUCAGUGCAGCUGCACCAAAUGACCGCCAUGGUGGAGAAGAUGGAGCGACCUCAGACCCAUGCCGGACUGGAUUACAUCAGUCAGCUCAACAAGUCCUGGGGGGUGCUGGUGUCGCAGACGGAGUCCCUGAGUCAGAUCAUGAGGAGGCGCUCUGAGGACCUGCAGGACGGUCCCAUCAGCAAACUGACUCUGCUCAUCAGAGACAAACAGCAGCUCCGUAAGACGUACGCCGAGCACUGGAACCUGCUGACGCAGGAGCUCAACAAGGUGACCUGCUUGGAGCUGGAGCGGCUGAAGAACAGCUACAGGCAGGCACAUAAAGAUGCAGCUCAGGCGAAGAGAAAGUACCAGGACUCAAAUAAAGAUAAGGAUCGAGACAAGAACAAAGAGCGUUACAUCAAGGCUGUGGGGAAGCUCCACGAGCUCCAUAAUGAGUACGUCCUCUCUGUGCGAGCCGCUCAGGUGUACCAUCAGCAUCACUGCGGGCACAUGCAGCCGGCUCUGCUCGGCGCGCUGCAGACGCUGCAGGAGGAGAUGGUGCUCAUACUAAAGGAGAUCCUGCAGGAGUACUUCGACAUCUCCACCCUCCUCCACCAUGAAGUGGUGACUCUCCACAGGGAGAUGUCCACCACUCUGACAGCCAUCAAUCCUCACAGCGAGUACGAGAACUUCAUCCAUCAGAACAGGUCUGUGGGGGAGAUUCCUGCUUGUGCAGACUUCGACUGCAGCCUUCUGGAGGACAUCGAGACUCUGAAGCCCAAAGAAAUCGAAGUGAAUGACCUCACACUUGAGACUUUACAGCACAAACUGACUGGGAUAGAGGAGGACCUGCUGGACCUGGCUCACUCCCUGGGCUCGCAGCAGAUGUUGGUGGAACAGCUGGAGCUGGAGCUGGAGGACGAGCAGGAAGGUGUGAGAAAAGGCCAGAGGGUUUACCAGUUCAGUAAGAGACAUGCCAUGGAGGAGUGCCGGCAGCAAGUUGCUCUCUCCCAAGGCUUCAAGGCCAAGCUGGACAUCCAGAGACUUCUGCUGAAGGAGAAGCUGGACCAGCUGGGAUCCAAGGAGCCUCCUCUGGCCCUGAGGCUGGACACAGACACCGUUUCACUCACAUCCAGUACAUCCAACGUACGCUCUCCCUAUGCAGACCUUUACUGUUCCUCUGUGGAUGGCAUCAUAAACAACCUGAGCAGCUUUUUUAAACCCAAACACGAGGUUGACCAGGUCCACUCCUUUGUGCAGGAUGUGUACGUGGACCGUCCUCUGGGACAGCAGGACUGGUACCACGGAGCCAUCCCCAGACUGGAGGUCCAGCAGCUGCUGCAGAACGAUGGAGACUUCUUGGUGAGGAAGAGUCAGGAAAAGCACGGUUAUGUGCUGUCUGUGCAGUGGGACGGAUCCUGCAAGCACUUCCUCAUUCAGUACACGGACAAUCUGUACCGUCUGGAUGGAGAGGGCUUCUGCAGCAUCCCAAAGCUGAUCCAUCAUCUACAGUCGUCAUGGCAACCCAUCACCAAGAGGACAGAAGUUGUACUGAAGAAACCAGUACUGAAGGACAAGUGGGUCCUGGAACAUAGAAACGUCAUCUUGGGACCCCUCAUUGGUCGGGGGAACUUUGGGGAGGUGUACAGAGGACGUCUACGAUCUGAUAACACUCCUGUUGCUGUGAAAUCCUGCAAAGAGAACCUGGCUCCAGAACACAAGAGUAAGUUCCUGAUGGAGGCCAGGAUCCUGAAGCAGUACGACCAUCCGAACAUUGUGAAACUGAUCGGAGUCUGCACUCAGGAACAGCCCAUCUACAUCAUCAUGGAGCUCAUUCAGGGUGGAGACUUUCUCUCCUUCUUGCGUAACGAGGGUCACAAUCUGAGGCAGAAGAUGUUGGUGAAAAUGACAGAAAACGUGGCAGCAGGGAUGGAGUACCUGGAGCGCAAGAAGUGUAUCCACAGGGACCUGGCAGCGAGGAACUGUCUGGUCGCAGAGCACAACGUGGUGAAGAUCAGUGACUUCGGAAUGUCCCGAGAGCGAGACGAUGGGGUCUACUCUGCAGAGGGUGGACUCAGGCAGAUCCCUGUCAAAUGGACCGCUCCAGAAGCCCUGAACUAUGGCCGUUAUACCACUCAGAGUGAUGUGUGGAGCUUCGGCAUCUUACUGUGGGAGGCCUUUUCUCUGGGAAUGACGCCUUACACCAGCAUGAACAACCAGCAGACUCGGGACGAGGUGGAGCGAGGGUACCGUAUGUCUGCUCCUCACGGCUGCCCCGUCGAGAUCUCCACCGUCAUGAACAACUGCUGGCAGUACGACCCCAAAAACAGACCCACGUUUAGGAAAGUUCGAGCAGAACUCGCCGUCAUAUACAACAAAGUUACAUGA